AUGUCCCUCCAAAAGCAAGUCUUCCUCAUUGGUCCUGGAUAUAUUGGCGGCGAGAUACUGGAUCUUUUACUCGGGGAAAGCUGUUAUGAGAUUACGGUACUCGUUCGCAGACAAGCUGCUGCCGAGGAACUCGAAAAACUUGGCGUCAAGACGGUCAGAGGGUCUCUCAGCGACUCGGAGAUAAUUGCAAGGCAAGCUUGCUUAAGUGAUAUCACUAUUCAUACUGCGACUGCGGACGAUAUUGUCUCAGUAGGAGCCGUCAUCGAAGGCAUUACUCAACGUGUGCAAAGUGGCCAAGCCGCGAUUUAUAUCCACACAAGCGGAGCGAGUUUGCUUGGGGAUGAUUCGAAAGGCUCGUUUCCAACCGAAGUUUUUUACGAGGAUGAUAAACCGGAACAUAUUGAUGCAAUAUCUGACGAGGCACCACAUCGAAAGAUUGAUCUGGCCAUUGUAAACGCCAAUAAGAGUCUCGGCUCAAAAGCGAAACUAGCAAUCAUGAUCCCUCCCCUCAUUUACGGAAUUAACUCUCGGGAAAAGCGAUUAUCGAUUCAGUUACCUACUCUGGCUCGAUUUGCGAUAAAGCAUGGCUAUGCCGGACAUAUUGGAAAAGGCUUAUCAAAGUGGUCACAAAUACAUGUUCGCGAUUUAGCAAGAGGUUAUGUUACACUAUUACACUCGCUCGAGACCAGUGAUUUGGGUACUAAGAACCCUUACUAUUUUUGCAAUAAUGGAGAAGACCUAUCAUGGGGGAAUGUGCUUCUGAGAUUGGCAAGAUCUUGUACGAAGAGGGGAGAAUCAAUAGUCCUGAGACCAAAACUAUACCUUUGGAAUCGUACAACGACCUAUUUGGGCCCUAUUCAUCUGUAG
This is a messenger RNA of Botrytis fragariae, 867 nucleotides long. RefSeq names its product putative nad dependent epimerase dehydratase family protein. The coding region runs from base 1 to 867 and encodes 288 amino acids. Lineage: Eukaryota; Fungi; Ascomycota; Leotiomycetes; Helotiales; Sclerotiniaceae. The transcript has a single exon. The record is from RefSeq and is a predicted model, not a curated record.